This is a messenger RNA of Ctenocephalides felis (cat flea), 3208 nucleotides long. It is a transcript of the gene slo, whose product is annotated as calcium-activated potassium channel slowpoke. Lineage: Eukaryota; Metazoa; Arthropoda; Insecta; Siphonaptera; Pulicidae. Gene Ontology annotation, biological process: potassium ion transport; transmembrane transport. Gene Ontology annotation, molecular function: large conductance calcium-activated potassium channel activity. Gene Ontology annotation, cellular component: postsynaptic membrane. The record is from RefSeq and is a predicted model, not a curated record.
AUGUGUGUCCUUGAUCAAAGCCUUUUGCACAGUGGCAUACCACCCGGCGACGCAGAUGAUUGCCUGCGCGUGCGCAAGUGGUGGUGCUUCGUGCUCUCGAGUAUCGUCACGUUCGUCGCUGGUCUUCUGGUGGUGCUGCUGUGGCGCGUAUUUGCGUUUCUAUGCUGCCGUAAGGAGCCCGAGUUGGCCCCCAAUGACCCCAAACAAAAGGAGCAGAAGGCGGCAGCGCGACAAGGAAAGCAAGAUUUCGAAGGGACCUUCAUGACCGAAGCGAAAGAUUGGGCGGGCGAAUUGAUAUCUGGACAAACUACCACCGGACGAAUCUUGGUGGUAUUGGUAUUCAUUCUGAGUAUAGCUUCGUUGAUAAUUUACUUUAUCGACGCAUCCAGUGAGGGCGUGGAACGAUGUCAGAAGUGGAGCAACAACAUAACACAACAAAUUGAUCUCGCCUUUAAUAUAUUUUUUAUGGUCUACUUUUUUAUACGAUUUAUAGCAGCUAGCGACAAAUUGUGGUUCAUGCUGGAGAUGUAUUCGUUCGUCGAUUAUUUUACGAUACCGCCCUCAUUCGUCUCCAUUUAUCUGGAUCGCACAUGGAUUGGUCUCCGUUUCUGCAGAGCUCUCCGCCUGAUGACAGUUCCCGACAUCCUGCAAUACCUGAAUAUAUUGAAAACGUCCAGUAGCAUACGACUUGCUCAACUAGUCUCCAUUUUCAUAUCCGUUUGGUUGACAGCGGCAGGAAUCAUACAUCUGUUGGAAAAUUCCGGCGAUCCGUUCGAGUUUAGUAAUCCCCAGCAAUUAUCUUAUUGGACAUGCGUCUACUUCUUGAUCGUCACCAUGUCGACGGUAGGGUAUGGUGACGUCUACUGUCAGACUGUACUAGGCCGAACGUUCCUGGUCUUUUUCUUACUUGUCGGAUUGGCGAUGUUCGCCAGUAGUAUACCGGAGAUAAUAGAGCUAGUAGGCAGUAGGUCCAAGUACGGCGGCGAACUGAAGAGAGAGCACGGCAAAAGGCAUAUUGUUGUUUGCGGCCACAUCACAUAUGAGUCUGUAUCACAUUUUCUGAAAGAUUUCCUACACGAAGAUAGAGAGGAUGUUGAUGUUGAAGUAGUUUUCCUACACAGGAAACCUCCAGAUCUGGAACUAGAAGGCUUAUUUAAGAGGCACUUUACAACUGUAGAGUUCUUCCAGGGAACCAUAAUGAACCCCAUAGACUUGCAAAGGGUGAAGGUGCAUGAAGCUGAUGCUUGUCUUGUGCUCGCCAAUAAAUAUUGCCAAGAUCCGGAUGCUGAAGACGCCGCCAAUAUUAUGAGAGUAAUUUCGAUAAAAAAUUAUAGCGAUGAUAUUCGAGUCAUUAUACAACUGAUGCAAUAUCACAAUAAGGCGUACUUAUUAAAUAUUCCAUCAUGGGAUUGGAAACAAGGUGACGAUGUGAUCUGCUUAGCCGAGUUAAAAUUGGGUUUCAUAGCUCAAAGUUGCCUGGCACCAGGAUUCUCUACUAUGAUGGCCAAUUUGUUUGCGAUGAGAAGUUUUAAAACGUCGCCGGAUAUGCAGAUCUGGACGAACGACUACCUGCGCGGCACCGGCAUGGAAAUGUACACUGAGACCCUAAGUCCCACAUUCAUUGGCAUGCCUUUCGCGCAGGCCACAGAAUUGUGUUUCACAAAACUGAAACUGCUUCUUCUGGCGAUUGAGAUCAAAGGCGGCGAAGAAGGAAAUGAUAGCAAGAUUUCUAUUAAUCCCCGAGGUGCCAAAAUUCAGGCCAACACCCAAGGAUUCUUUAUAGCUCAAUCAGCAGACGAAGUCAAAAGAGCUUGGUUUUACUGCAAGGCGUGCCAUGACGACAUCAGGGACGAGACAUUGAUCAAGAAGUGCAAAUGCAAAAACUAUGUCGGCAUGAUAAUGAUGCAGACAGGAAUGGUGAAACAAGGCCUGAACUCUGCCAGACAUGCCUAUCUACAUGAUGACCACCAUCCGGCUCCGACGUUCACGCCGCCCGAGUUGCCAAAGAAGGUACACGUGCGCGCUCUGCCGAACGCCGCCGGUGAAGCUGCAAGGGAUCGAGAAGAUUUGAACAUGAUGAAUCGAAAUCACAGAGGGUCAAGUAUCCCAGGAAGUACACAAGUAGGAAAUGCCACGAAGCAAGUAAAUAAAGUCAAACCCAAUGUGACAAGGUCUGAUGGACUUUUAUCACCUGAUUCGCCGACCAGUCGGAGCAGUGGUCCAGGAAACCAGAGCGGAGCAACUGUGUCCUUGCCUGCAGGCCUGGCAGAUGAUCAGUCUAAAGAUUUCGAUUUCGAAAAAACUGAAAUGAAAUACGAUUCAACUGGUAUGUUCCAUUGGAGUCCAGCUAGAAAUUUAGAAGAUUGCAUACUGGACCGGAAUCAGGCGGCAAUGACUGUACUGAACGGACACGUGGUUGUGUGCCUAUUUGCAGAUCCUGAUUCGCCCUUAAUUGGAUUGAGAAAUUUAGUAAUGCCCUUGAGGGCUAGUAAUUUCCAUUACCACGAACUUAAACAUGUUGUGAUCGUAGGUUCUGUUGACUAUAUUAGAAGAGAAUGGAAAAUGCUGCAGAAUUUACCCAAAAUUUCCGUACUCAACGGUUCACCGCUGUCAAGAGCGGAUCUUCGUGCUGUGAAUGUGAAUCUAUGUGAUAUGUGUUGUAUUUUAUCGGCAAAAGUACCGAGCAAUGAUGACCCAACAUUAGCCGACAAAGAAGCGAUUUUAGCAUCAUUAAAUAUCAAGGCUAUGACGUUUGAUGACACAAUAGGUGUAUUGAGCAAUGGGGCUGCCGAACAAGACAAUUUAGCGCCUGUAGGAAGUCCCAUUGUCUUACAAAGAAGAGGAUCGGUGUACGGAGCCAAUGUGCCUAUGAUAACUGAACUUGUAAACGACAGUAACGUCCAGUUCUUGGAUCAAGACGAUGACGAUGACCCCGAUACUGAGCUGUACCUUACACAACCAUUUGCUUGUGGUACUGCAUUUGCUGUUAGUGUUUUGGACUCGCUUAUGUCCACGACGUAUUUCAAUCAGAACGCACUUACCCUAAUCAGAUCGUUGAUAACGGGUGGGGCGACGCCGGAACUGGAAUUAAUUUUGGCAGAAGGUGCAGGACUACGCGGCGGUUACAGUACGGCCGACAGUCUUUCAAACCGCGAUAGAUGCCGUGUUGGUCAGAUCUCACUGUAUGAUGGGCCUUUAGCUCAAUAUG